Metarhizium acridum CQMa 102 is the source of this 1632-nucleotide messenger RNA. RefSeq lists its product as uncharacterized. The record is from RefSeq and is a predicted model, not a curated record. Lineage: Eukaryota; Fungi; Ascomycota; Sordariomycetes; Hypocreales; Clavicipitaceae. Gene Ontology annotation, molecular function: alpha-galactosidase activity. Gene Ontology annotation, biological process: glycoside catabolic process; oligosaccharide metabolic process. Gene Ontology annotation, cellular component: cytoplasm.
AUGGAGCAGCAUGCCAUGAAGCUGAAGUCUUGGCCCAAGAAGCUGUCGUGGCUGGGCUACGUAGCAGGCACCCUGGUGAGAAAUGUGCCACAUGAUCCAUCGGGAAAACUUCCCACUCUUGGAUGGAACUCUUGGAACGCGUACCAUUGCGAUAUCAAUGAGCAGCAUUUCCUUGAUGCUGCCCAGGCACUGGUCGAUACUGGCCUGCGCGAUGCCGGUUACAAAUAUGUAAACAUUGAUGACUGCUGGUCUGAAAAGACUGGCCGUGUUGAUGGCCAUAUUGCGGUCAACAAGACCCGUUUCCCAGCUGGCAUCGACGGGCUUGCCAAGAAGAUACAUGAUAUGAAGCUCAAGUUUGGCAUUUACAGCACGGCUGGUACUCUGACCUGUGCCGGAUACCCGGCCAGCUUGGGGUAUGAAGAUGUCGAUGCCGCCGAUUUCGCCAAAUGGGGAGUUGAUUACCUGAAGUACGACAACUGCUACAUCCCCCCCGAAUGGCAAGAUGAAUACAUCUUUUGCGAGGAAGACGGGGCCAAGAUCGGCCCCAACGGCACCUGCAGCCGAAGCCGGAAUCCCAGCCUGGCCCCGGACGGCUACGACUGGAGCAAGUCCAAGUCGGCGCGGCGCUUCAACCGCAUGCGCGACGCGCUCGCCAAGCAAGACCGCGAGAUGCUCUACAACCUCUGCAUCUGGGGCACCGCCGACGUCUUCUCAUGGGGCAGAAACACGGCGAUAAGCUGGCGCAUGAGCGGCGACAUCAGCCCCAACUGGCGCUCCGUCAUGCACAUCCUCAACAUGAACUCGUUCAAGAUGAACGCCGUCGGCUUUUACGCCCACAACGACGCCGACAUGCUCGAGGUGGGCAACGGGGACCUGUCGCCCGCCGAGACGCGCUCGCACUUUGCGUUUUGGGCGGCCAUGAAGUCCCCCCUGCUGGUUGGGACGGAUCUGCGCAAGCUGAGCCGCGACAACGUGGACCUGUUGAAGAACAGGCACCUCCUGGCGUUUAACCAGGAUUCCAGGCACGGCAAGCCGGCCGCGCCGUACAAGUGGGGGGUCAAUCCCGACUGGACUUAUAACAGCACCAAUCCUGCCGAGUACUGGGCCGGGCAGUCUACGGACGGACACCUGGUGCUGAUGCUGAAUACGCUCGGGAGCACGGCGAGGAAGACGGCUGCGUGGGGUGAGAUUCCGGGUCUGGGCGGUGGCAAGUACAUCGUGACGGACGUGUGGUCCGGCAAAGACUUGGGCUGUUUGGACGGGUAUUCGGUUGAUGUUGCUUCUCAUGAUACGGCCGCCAUUUUGGUCGCGGCUUCUCCCUUCACUCAGACGUCUGCCGCUUCUUUUAAGCAUUGGUGGAGUCCUCCUACGCUGGCUCUUUUCCCUGGGCUCGCUCGUCCUGAUCUUGGGCAGCGACAGAGGGGUGACAGUGUUUCUGUCGACCCUGCCCUUACGGCCACUGCUUCUCUGGAGAAUGCUCUUGGUCUGGUUACCUCUACUAGCUCGGUCGAGCCGCUUCCCUCUCUUGACACCUCUCCUGGCCCAGAUUCUAGUGAAAAUCUGGAAGACACCCCAAGCCUAGUAACAACGUCUGGUACCCGCCACUCUCGUGGCCUAUCUGCUGGUGUUUAA